Coregonus clupeaformis (lake whitefish) is the source of this 2851-nucleotide messenger RNA. Its product is annotated as arf-GAP domain and FG repeat-containing protein 2-like. The coding region runs from base 427 to 1848 and encodes 473 amino acids. Gene Ontology annotation, molecular function: GTPase activator activity. The transcript is spliced from 13 exons. NCBI's taxonomy places the organism in Eukaryota, Metazoa, Chordata, Actinopteri, Salmoniformes, Salmonidae. The record is from RefSeq and is a predicted model, not a curated record.
UAGCUGGCAAGCUGGGUUCCAAAAAUCUGUCACCAUUCCAAUGCGACGCGUCUUCGUAUGGCGAGCAGAGAGCGAAGCAGAGGAGAGAGAUAUUUAGAGCGAGACAGAUUUCUUUCUCCACUGCCGAAGAGGAUAAUGCAGCAAUGAAUAAAUAAAUAACGACCUAGUAAAACUCUUUGACAGUAUGACAAGAUCUCCUCUGACUUCUUCUGCUAAAGACACGACACAGCCUGACGCAGGCAUGUAAUAUCUGUCUCAAAUCACGUUAAAGCGAGCUGCAUAAAUAAUGCGGGCGUGAGUAAUAUAUACUGUAAACGAAGGGAGAAAUCAGGGAGGAUAGCGGAGGGCCAGUGGUAAGCGGCUCACCACUACGAGCCUGUCGUCUGUGCCAGACCAAAGGCGGUGAGAGCGGACCGAGACAGCAAUAUGUCGAACCGAAAACAUCGGGACAACCAAGAGAUAUGCGCCCGCAAGGUCCGGGAGUUGGCCCAGGCUGGAGUAAACAAACACUGCUUCGAGUGCAGUCAACCCGGGGUGACUUACAUUGAUAUCACCGUGGGCUGCUUCGUAUGCACGUCGUGCUCUGGAAUGCUGAGAGGACUCAACCCUCCCCACAGAGUCAAGUCUAUCUCCAUGACAACCUUCUCCCAACAGGAAGUGGAGUUUCUGCAAAACCAUGGCAAUGAGGUGGGGAGGAGGACUUGGCUGUGUGUCUUUGAGCCAAAGACAGAUGGAUGCUUCGAUACAAGGGACUCCCAGAAACUCAAGGAGUUCCUCCAGGACAAAUACGAGAAGAAGAAAUGGCAUUUUUCGAAGAACAAGUGCCGGAGGGAGGUGGAGGGACCCUGGAGCCCGCCGGGGGUGCAGGCUUUACCCUCCUCUCACGGCCCCCCGCCCGCCCAGGCCCCAUCCCACACCAUGCUCCCCUCGGCCAGACGCACACUGUCCCAGUCCCAGCUCUCGUCAAGAGUCCCCGCUAUCUCCCCUGCGGACAUGAAGGCGGAAGUGUUUACCGCCCGUGCUCCCUCACGCUCCCAGAGCUUUAGAGACCCCCCUAUGAAAGAGUCUCUACUGAGAGGUAUAGAGAGACAACGUCCAGGCUCUCUGUCUUCAGCGAUGGGACCCCAGAGCCACGCCCCCUCCUUUCCUGCACUCCCUCGACCCUCAGGUCGUAUAGUGUCCUCCUCGGGGGGCUUAGCCCCCUUCAGGGCCUUCCCUAAGUCUCUGAGUGUGGAUUUUGGAGGGCUCAGCCAGCAGCACAGUCACAGUGCCCUCAGCAUCACCCCCCCAGCCCCAGCCCCCGGCCCAAACACACACACAAACCACCAAGACCGCUACGCUGCCCUGUCCCAACUAAACAGUGUCUUCUCUGACAUGUCGCCUGGACCAGGACCUACAGCACCCCCCGGUGGACUACCCCAGUAUAGCACCCUAUUUGGGAACCGCCUGUCCUCCAGUUCCACUCCUGCCAGCUCUCCAGGUGUGGAUGCCGUGUCGGGAUCCCAAACAUUUGCAAACUUCCCCAACCCGUUCAGCUCCAGUUCCAGCUCUCAGCAGCAGCAGCCUGCCCUAUCCCCCAGUAACCCCUUCAACAGCUCCACCUCAGGAGGUGACUCCAGUGGGUUCGUCAGCUCUCCAACCUCAGUGUUCCUCCCGUCCACCACCUUCCCAACUCCCGCUACCCAGAAUGCAUUUCCACACAAGCAUGCCAACAACCAGGAAGCCAACGGUUUUGCCUCUUUCCCUGCACCGGACUCUCAACCCAAAGUUCCUCGUCCAAUGUCAGUGAACCCAUUCACUGGGAAUGUUUACCCGGGUAGAGGAACGUCGCGAAACCCUUUCAUCUGAUACCGGCGCCCCCGGCUACCCCCCGAUUACCCACCCCACCCCUGGGCACAUGAAGACCAGUGAACUAUUUCCAUGCCUCUAGAGUAUUUUGACCUUCAGAGAGAGAGGGGAAACGUUCAUGCAGGCUCCUCUCCCCUCUAUGUGUGUGUGUGUGGAGUCUCUGUACAGUAAUGUUAAUCCGUUAAAAUAAUGUGUACAAGUGCGUGUCUGUGUGUGUUUUGAGUGUGUGUGUGUGUGUCUGUGAGUGACCAUAUAUCAAAGGUGUUUGUGUGACAUUAAAAUCCACCUCAGGGCUCUGUGGGUGUCAUCACCAAGACACACACACACACACUUCGCUGUUUCUCCCAUGUCCCGCGUCUGUGCAAAAAUAGUCCCAUUCGUAAAACAGUACACCAAAUCAUCACAUUCUGCUUGCUUUUUGGAGACACAUCUGAAAACUGCCUUCAAAAACUCCCCAAAACUAGCCAGUCCAGUCAGUCGGUCAGUGUGUAUCAAGUUACAGACUUUGAGAGAUAUCCCUCUUCAAGGCUAUGAGAGCUGAACAAGAUGACAAGAGCAAAAAAUUAUGACAAGCAAGCAUUUUUUUCUCCUUAGUGAUGGUUAUGGCAGCCUUAACACAAUAUCCUCCUAAUGCAUGUAGAUAAGACAUUACAGACAAGCCCGUCUUUUCCCCCCAUGUGCUGUGUGUGUAUGUGGAAAACACGUUUGUAUUGUUUUAUAUGUCAGUUGUUUUUGUCUGUGUAAAUCAUUUGUGUUUCAGUCUCAGGCUGCAUGCGCUUGGAGGUCUGCAAGAGGAGAUACUACUGAAUGUAAAAGCUAUUUUCAAAACAAAAACGGUGUUAUUUCUCCCUGUAGUGGACCAAAUGUUUCUUGUUCUUUUGGGUGAAAAUAUGGAGGUGAAAUUGAUCUCUUUCUUUUGUUUGCAAGAGUUCUAUUGAGAAAGUAUUUAUAAUGAUAAUUGUCCAUGUUCAUACAUUUAAAUAAUAUCUGUUGCUUCUUUAAA